Molecule: messenger RNA, 765 nt
Organism: Nothobranchius furzeri (turquoise killifish)
Lineage: Eukaryota; Metazoa; Chordata; Actinopteri; Cyprinodontiformes; Nothobranchiidae
Gene: prok1
Product: prokineticin 1
Biological process (GO): endothelial cell proliferation
Source: RefSeq, a predicted model, not a curated record
GGAUAAAAAGAGGGAGAGACUGAGGCACUGUUCUUCAUCUGAGAAGUUUGAGUAGUGCCUGAAGAGUAUAGCAGUCAGCUGUGGAGUCUGUUAACAUCUGGAAGUCUCCAGAGGUUCUGCUGCUGUCAUGGACUUUAGCGUGGUGCUGCUGUCCUUCCUCCUGGUGUCUCUGAGCUGGUCCAGAGGAGCCGUCAUCACAGGGGCCUGUGAGAGAGAUGUGCAGUGUGGGUUUGGUCUUUGCUGUGCUGUCAGUCUGUGGCUGAGGGGUCUGAGGAUGUGCAUCCCGAGAGGGGUAGAAGGGGACGAAUGCCACCCUUUCAGCCACAAGGUGCCAUAUGCGGGGAAACGACUACAUCACACAUGCCCUUGCCUUCCUCACUUGGUGUGCACCAGGUUUGCUGACAACAAGUAUCGAUGUACUGAAGACUUCAAAAACAUAGACUUUUAACAGCUGGACAGAGAGCAGGAAGCAGCAGCUACGACUGAAGACUUGAACAAAAUGUGGAUCACAAUCCUGCUCGACUAUAUUCAUCAUUUAUUUACUCUAUGCAGGAAAAUAGAAAUUAUACUGAUGCACAAGUCUAAAAUAUGACAAGAGAAAGAUAUGAGGAACCUCCAGAGAAGUGAGACGUCUUGACUUUGGCAUCAAGAUGUUUGUGAAUCAUUUAAACAUUUACUGUUUCUGUUUUUGCUCACUUUAUAUUAUUUAUCAGAAGAUAUGUUAAAAUAUAUUAUUAUCAAUAAAAAUAAUGUUAUUAAUUUCUC